CUAAUCAAAAUAUCUUUUGGCUCGCAGAUGAACGCAAAAGGUCAACGUCCACCAAACCCAUGGAGCCGAAAUGGCGGUCAUUGCACACGUCGCAAACGUCUACAGCUUUACGUUACCGGCGCACAGGGCAGCAACCUCCAAGAACACGCACGGAGCAUAUGAUUAGGAAGAAGGUACUUUAACCACCAGCUCGAAAAGCGUUUUAAUGCUACUAGUAGCCUAUGCAGUUGGUCUGAUCUGGAGAAGAAGACACUGAAACAAACAAACAAACAAAAAAAUCCAAAAGUGGUACUUUGUCGAUCGAAUACACUGUGUUUGGAAAGUGGGCAUGAAAUUGCAAAGAUAGCUAACCUGACCUGACCUAGCCUAGCCUGCUAGCCAUCCUGCCGAGACGUUUUGCUGAACUAUAUUUAACAGCAGCCACAUAUUGCACACUUGUAUGCUGAUCGCGUUGGCCUUGCUCUCUCGUAAGCAUGCCGUUUAAACUGACGACGCAGGCGUAUUGCAAGAUGUUACUGCACGCCGCGAAGUAUCCCCACUGCGCCGUCAAUGGGCUGCUUGUGGCCGAGCGGCAGAAGGAUAAGAGGAGAGACGGCCCCGCCGCUCCGCCGCUCUGCGUGGACUGUGUGCCCCUGUUCCACGGUACUCUGGCGCUGGCCCCGAUGCUGGAGGUGGCGCUCACACUGAUUGAUACAUGGUGUAAAGAAAACAAGUAUGUUAUAGCUGGGUACUAUCAAGCCAAUGAGCGUACGAAGGAAUCAAGACCAAAUCAGGUUGCUGAAAAGGUAGCUGCUAGGAUUUUGGAAAACUUUAGUGAAGCAGCAAUGAUAAUAUUGGACAACAGCAGGUUUACGAUGGGAUGCUUCACACCCACCAUUUCCAUCUAUGACCACCUUGAUAAUAAGUGGAAGUGCAGAGACCCAAGCAUGGACUUAUUUGAGGACUGGCUGGAAGCUCAGAAGAUCGCGUCGGCUCUGCUGGAGAGCAGAUCCUAUGAAAACCUCAUAGACUUUGACAACCACCUGGACGACCUCAGGAACGACUGGACAAAUCCAGAAAUCAACAAAUCUGUCUUGCAUUUAUGCUGAACUCAUCCAAGGGGUCUCUACCUGACCAAGCCAUCGAUGCCAAAAUGGGUUACUUAUUGCUACUGUGUUCAGUCCCAUAGAAAAGAUUACACUCAGUGGUGGGGGGAAAAAAACGCGAAGGUUAAAUUACUUCUAAAGGGUGAGCAGGACGUUGGUACAACACAAGUUAAUACAGACUUGAGAUGGUGGACCGUUAUGGUGUGAACUUCUCAUUUUUUAACCUGUGGUCAGGCACCAAUUUGUAUGCAUCCAUUUGAUAAAGAACCUUAUUAUGUUUCAGUUUUAUUGGAAGGAACUUAUCAACAAACUGUUGAUAUGUCUUAAUAAUUAUUGUUGUUAUGAUUUCAACACGCAUUUCACCCUACUGUUAAUUUCAUUAUUGGUUUCGGAACAUUCAGGUUCAACACAGAUUUCACAAGCUUUGGUUUUUGUCUAAUGAGGACAUUACCUUGCAAAAUAGACUGGGAAUGUUAGUUUCUGUUCAGAGUGAAAUCUUAAAAUCAAUAUUCCAGUGGAAUUUUACACUGAGAAAAGAAUGGAAAUGGCAUUGUAGUACAUGUUCCCUGUUUAUUGACAUGACUGGCGUUUAAUGGUAUGAUUUAAACAGUUCAACUGGUUUGUUAUUAGAUGGUUAUUUAUCGUGUGAAGACUUUCUUGCUGAAUUUAUAAGGGUAUUUGCUUGGAGGACACAUUUUAGGAUCCAUUCACAAUACAGCUGAAAAUAGUAAAGGAUGAUAUUGGUGGUUUUAACUUAAUUGCUUCUACUGUUUGUUUUCUCUGAGUUAUUGUAGCCAUACAGAGAUAAUAAAUAAUGCUUCACAGGUAAUGAAAAUAAAAGGUGUUUCUUAUUUCACACACUUUUUAUAUAUAUGUACACUUCUUUAUUAAAAAUUUAGGUCUUAAUAUAUUAACCCAUUUUUAAUGCUCAACCAAAUGUUUUAGUUGAUUAAAGUACAGUUACUGUGUCAAAAAAAAAAUGCGUUCUUUUAAUUUUGUAUAGUUAGGUUAUGACUGCUAAGAACAUUGAAAUUUGCUUGUAAUGAUCUCUUGACAUGGCGAUUGAUAAAAAUACAUUUUGUAAAACUAAUAAUAAAAUGUUUUGAAACAUU
Electrophorus electricus (electric eel) is the source of this 2197-nucleotide messenger RNA. It is a transcript of the gene emc8, whose product is annotated as ER membrane protein complex subunit 8. Lineage: Eukaryota; Metazoa; Chordata; Actinopteri; Gymnotiformes; Gymnotidae. Gene Ontology annotation, cellular component: EMC complex. The record is from RefSeq and is a predicted model, not a curated record.